CUACUUCCCCACUUGCUCCACCUCCUGAAUCGACUACGAAGCUCUUCCUGUGCUACCACUCCUACCUUUCGCCCUUCACCUGCUCUCCCAGUCUCAUUUCCGCCCAAGCUUCACUGGUAUCACUAUGAGCACCACACGACCUCUCUCGGCUCUCUCUUCGUACUCUGCCCAUUUCCGAGCCACCUCAACUUCAACCAUGGACGCCAGCUUCGAACUUUUGGAGCCCAUUGAAGAGGAUGGCGAAGAGGAGGACCAAGACGAUCAGACAGAGGCUCAUUCCUCGAGACACUCGCACUUGCAAUCGCACUCGGACUCGGACUCGGACCCCGCUGGGUCGUCACACAGGACUACAAGUACCUCAUCGCUUUCGAUCCAUGCCGUUUUUGAUGCUUCGACUAGCGAUGGGAUCCAAGAAGAGCUCGACGAGGAGAGGCUUCAGGAAGUCGCUGGUCGACGCUCAACCUCAUCAGGCCCCUCUCCCCUCGAGGCAUUGCUCAAUUUGAGCCCUUCUGGAAGAGACGGGCCUAACAUGUCUCCCCGGUCUACCGACUGUACCGACCUAGAAAUCCCUCCGCCUACAAAGACUGGCGCCAUCAGCCCACCUUCUGGCCUCAACGGCAUCCCAGGCAAGAUCCUCCCAGGCAACAUUACUUUUCCUUCCACCGAGCGAAACACCUCAAAAGAUCGCCCGCUCCCUGCCCCUCCCACCUCUGCUUCCACCCCUUCUCAAAGAGCCAGCAGUAACAGCAGUAGCGUCCUCCCCACCUCGACAGGUGAAAGAACUUACGACGCCAUCCUCUCUGCCAUGAGAAAGUCUGCCGAGGCGGCCAAGGUUGCGGCGGAGAAGGAGGGUAGGAUCGCUGAAGAGGCGGCUAGAAAGGCAAAGAGGGCUGCUUUGGAUGCGAGGGAGGCACUGGUCGAGGCGGCGAAUAGAGAGGGGAAGCGGGCGCUUGCUGCUGUGGAGAAGGUAAGUCGAGCAGGGCUAGCAACCGGGACAACGACUUUUACUAAUCAUCGAACUAUUCUUCGUCCCCCACUGCACAUACGUCAGGCAAAGACAUAUGCUGAACAGGCAGUCGCUCUGGAGCUUGCUGAACAGAAGAAGGCAGAGGAUGCUGCUAGAGCUGAGAUUGCGCGUCUUCAUGUGAGUGGACGUUGGAUCGAUUGUCGACCCCUUCACCAGCUGACAUAUUGUCCGCCUACUCGUCAGGCCGAGUCGAGCAAGCUCAAAGCAGCAGCCAAAGCCGCUGAAGCCGUGCUUCGCUCGCAAGCCGUGGCCGAGUACGAAGCGCAGCUGAGCCGAGCCCAACGCAAGCUCGAUUCACAGCGUCGCGCCAAAGAAGCCAAGGCUCGUCGCCAGGCCGAGAAGCGCCAGUACAAGGUCUCCCUCACCCGACGCAAAGCCAGCGCAAAAGCAGCUGCCGUAUUGGCUAUCGCUGUAGACGAGGCUUGCGAGAGGAGAAUGGAAAUGGAACGUGCAGCUUGGAAGGAGCGCUCCAGACUGCAGGAAGCCGCUCGCGCCGAGCGUCAGAGGAUCGAGCGAGAGGUGCAGCUUCGCGCAGGUAAAGUCGGGAAGGACCUUCUCAUUGAGUGGGAAAAGGAGAAGACAAACGUCCUCGUAGAGAGGAAGAGGCGAGUAUUGGAGGUCUCCAGAGAGAGGAAGACAAUCGAGCUUCAACAAGAACCGCUACUGAGGAGGAAGAAUGCCUUGGCUGCUGGACACAAGGAUGGUAUUCGACUUGAUAGGGUAGCUUAUGAUGCUGGUAGGCCUUUUUGGAAGAAUUGGCUGGUGAGUGUGGCGAAGAAAAAAGGGUGUAUGACAUUUCUCGCUGACACUAAGUUGCCACAUCGACUUCCACAGGGCCUCAAGGUAUCCCUUCCUUCUAUCAAGGCUUAGAGCGACCGUCACACAUUCCACGCCAAGCAGGACCAAUCCGCUCGACCAUACUUAUCAAACUCUGUAGCCUGCUCGUUCUACGGUACAAAAGCUUCUGGAUGAAGGCUUUUAUCGCG
Microstroma glucosiphilum is the source of this 2013-nucleotide messenger RNA. RefSeq lists its product as hypothetical. The coding region runs from base 125 to 1897 and encodes 590 amino acids. The record is from RefSeq and is a predicted model, not a curated record. Lineage: Eukaryota; Fungi; Basidiomycota; Exobasidiomycetes; Microstromatales; Microstromataceae. The transcript has a single exon.